UUAAACACACAGGGCCUCCUCUCAGCAUUGGCGUCACCAUGGUAACCAUGUUCCUGUUGGUCCUGCUCUCAGCUUUUUCUCCUCCAGUCCACAGCCGUCUCUCUACGUUCCAUUACAUUCCGAGUAAGAUGACUCAGACUGCGGCUCGGGCAGCUUGCAGAGAAAAAUACACCGACCUCGUCACUGUGUACUCUUAUGAAGACAACACUGACCUGUAUAAUAUGACGGAGAAGGCUGGUAUCAGAAGCGGCUGGAUCGGACUCUAUCGCAGUAACUUCAGUGAGAAAUGGUCUAAUGGUGAUCCUGUAACAUUCAGAAAUCUGGCAGGGGAUUGUGGGACAUCGAGCUGCUGUGCUGCUAUGAAGACUGAUGGUGCAUGGGAAAGUCUUCAGUGCAACAUUACACGACAUUUCAUGUGCUAUGAACGAGACACUUCUUCACAGACUCCCAAUUAUCAUCUAAUCCUUGAGAAUAAGACCUGGUCUGGUGCUCAGCGUUACUGCAGGGGGAAAUACACUGACCUGGUCAGUAUCAGAGAUCAGCAGCAGAAUGAAGAGGUGAAGAUUAAAGGGUUAAACAGCAAGAAUCCCUUCUGGAUCGGCCUGCUGUGUGAUGACUGGCAGUGGACCGAUGGAGGAAACUCCACCUACAGAAACUGGGGGAGUGGCCAACCUCGGCCAUCAUCAAGUGACUGUGUGGUACUGAAAGGAGGGAAAUGGGAAUCACAUUCAUGUGAUCAUCGUCACUACCCUCUGUGCUACUACACUUCCAUCCAUGUGAGUGAUGAGGCUCUGAGCUGGGAGGAAGCGCUGGAUUACUGUCGUGAAGGGAACAGGGCUAGAUUUCUGAGCAUCGAUUCUGAAUCUGAACAGAGAGAGGUGGAGUCUGAGCUCAGGAGGAGGCGUGUCUCUGAGCCGGUGUGGGUGGGGCUUAGACAGAGCCGACUCUUUGGGUUCUGGAUCUGGGCCGAUUGGAAGGCCGUGUUUCCGUACUCCUACUGGGAUGAAGGGAAACAGCCCGAGCAUCAUCUCUCUCAGCACUGCGGCGCCGUCGAUCCACGGAGCGACUUCAGAUGGAGAGAUAUGAACUGUCAGUCUCGGUAUAAAGCUCUGUGUCUCAUCAAAUGCUCUCCAUAGGGGUGCUCCCAUCAGGAUCACGAUUGGCCGAUCAUAAUAAUACCACAGAUGUUGCCUUGGUUAUAUUAUUUACAGUAAAAUACACGGCAAACGGCAAAUUUUUCAUUGUUUCUCAAGACCUCGUAAUAACCCCACGCUGGUGAUCAUGUGACUGCGGUGCUAACGUUUAACGUCAUCAUGUGUUUUACCUCAUCGAGCUGUGAUCGGUUCCUGACAUUUAGAGACUAGUGAUCGAGUCAUAGAAUGUGAUUAUUGGCAGCCGAUCGAUCGGAGCAUCCCUAGAUCUCCAUCUCACACACACACACACACACACACACACACACACACACACACACACACACAUUAAUGGUUCUUUGGAUAUGGGUUCUUUGCUUUCUAAAGGUGUUUUAUUUUGAAUUCUUUCUGAAAGGGAAAUCCCUCUGUUGUAUGGUUCUAAACAGGAACUUUAACGGUUCCCCUCCUAACGACAGCCAAGAACCCUUAAGAGUUCUAGAGCGCUGACCAUUUAAUACUGAACUAACUGCCUGUUCUCUCUCUCUCUCUCGGUUUAUGAAGGUGUGAAUGGUUUAUUAAUAGAUAAUGUUAAGUGUUACUGCAGGUUAAUUUCCCGUUGUUGUUUCAGAUGGAGCUGCGGUGGUUUGGGGGUUUGGGGGUUCGGUUUAGACCGAGUGUAGCACGUCGAUUCAAUUAUUUACUGAUAUUUUAUCCUUUUAAAGUUUCAUGUCCAUUUCAUCUGAAUGAAAGUGGAUGUAUUGAAUAAGUUUUUUCAGUACUGUUGCACAUGUCAUUUAUCUGUUAAUCAGAAUAAAAGGUU
This is a messenger RNA of Ictalurus punctatus (channel catfish), 1950 nucleotides long. Its product is annotated as secretory phospholipase A2 receptor. The record is from RefSeq and is a predicted model, not a curated record. The transcript has 4 exons. Bases 39 to 1136 code for a protein of 365 amino acids. Lineage: Eukaryota; Metazoa; Chordata; Actinopteri; Siluriformes; Ictaluridae.